AUGGCAUCAAGUUUACCGAAGAAUGAAGCGGAAGCUCCGAAGGAGCCGAUAGACCUUCCCAAAGACUUGUCAAGCAUUCCGGAGAGGAGCCCCUGUCUAUCCAGGAUAAAGUUUCUUUGUAUAUGCUCCGUGCUUCCCUUGUGCAACGGCAUUAUCAACGGUAUGCUUUGGGCUGCAAACUCCUUGCAUUAUCAAGAGUUUGGAUGGCCACUUUGGCGUCUGGGCCUGCUUGGCCUUAUUUCCGCCUUAAUCAGAAUCAUGAUGACACAGAUCACCAGCUGGUUGGGCCCGUGGUUCUCGCUGCUGAUCAAUUUGAUCCACCUUGGUUGCCUUGUGCCGGUGCUGGUCACAGUUGAGGAGGAGUGGUGUGUUGCUUUGCAGAUAUUUGUCAGCAUUGCUCUGGACGCCAUUUUGUGCAACGAUGCCAUUGUCUUUUUUCAUUACUCAAAGACAGAGGCUCAGGCCAGUUUCGCCACUUCCGUGCAGCUGCAGUGCUUCGUCUUGGGCUAUGCCAGUGCCUCCACCAUUGGCGGCAUAGUCUACGAUCUUGCUGGCUGGCCCGGCCUGGUCAUCACACACAUUGUCCUACAGAUGAUCGUGUGCGGGAUACUCUUGGUUGAGCCGUGUGUUCACCGCAGCAUUGCAGACCUAUGCUGUCGAAAGCGGGACGCAGGGAAUGCAGACAAGCCCAUGAGUACCAUAGUGCCGGAUUACCCCCUGGAAAGCAUGGCCGGGGCCGCACAGGCGCCGCACAUCGGCAUUACUCCCCCGCUUCCUGGCAUGGUGAGCUUGGAGGAACCAGAGGAUGACAGCAACGUUGGCAGAUCUCGCUUCUCCACAGACAACAGCGAUAUGGAGGAAUUCGCAAAGGCGGUCCCGGCGGAAGGGCCAGAACAAGCCAGGCACCAAAGCACUUUGCUUCACCCCUUGGAUGAUGGUGCGGUGCGCAAUCGGCGGUCCCGCGAAAACAGCCAGACCUCGCAAGCAAAGGCAACGCCACGGCAACGGGACUCAGAGCUCUCAAGGGCCUCAAUGCGUUUCUCUGGAAUAGCGGGCGCCGUCCCAUGCCAGCGAAGCUCACUCGUUGUCCCUGAUCGCCUCGCCCCUGCUUGUGGUCAUCAGUCAGGGGACAUCCCGGCAAAAAGUCGACUCCCCAGAAACAUUUGGCUUCCUGCCUUGCUGUGUGGCUUCUUCAGCUUCGUGUACAACUGGGCAUACGUUGUUGAGUAUGUCCUCUUCGCGAUUUACUUCAGGGAGCAGCAUAACUGGAACUCGGCAACAUGGGCAGGAGUAGCUCAGUCCUCCGGUGACAUUAUGGCUGCAGGGAUUCUGCAGCUGAUUGCAAGGCUUGCACCCCCUUCUCCUGAGAAGGAGGAAGCAGGCUUCAAUUCUGGUUUCGCCAAGAAGGUUUGUUAUUCUCUUACGGCGAAGCCCUAUAACUUGGUUUGGUUGUGCCUGUGGUGGGUCAUCUUCUGUCUUGGUAUGACAGUCCCAAAUCUGCCAAUCGUGAUAUGUUCCCAGGUACUUAUGGGAACCCUCUAUGUCAUUUCCAUGCAAGCUUGCACGAGCAUGAAUACUUUUUACUCCUUGGGUGAUGCGGAUGUUUUCCUGACGUUGCAGCUGAACUCCGAAGCACUGGGUAUGUCUGCGGCUACCCUCACAGCGAUGCUGCUUUAUUCCGAGGUCCACCCCAAUGCGCCUUUCCUAGUCAGUGCUGGCUUGGCCUUGGUGGCCUUGAUCAUCAUCUUUCUUGGCUUCUUCUUUCGAGUGGGUUGUGGGGAGUCGCUUGAGACCAAGGAAGCCAAGCGAGCAGAGCGUCUAGGUCUGUCGCGGCAAAAGACCUGGAGUAGUUAA
Messenger RNA from Symbiodinium sp. CCMP2456, 1854 nucleotides. NCBI's taxonomy places the organism in Eukaryota, Dinophyceae, Suessiales, Symbiodiniaceae. The record is from the annotation of a GenBank genome assembly.